UAGCGUGAUAUCUAAUAAGCUUCGGGAUUGUUGGUCGCUUUACUUGUUCAGCGGUUUCGGUUAGAAGUUUGCUUUGUUACCAUGCGACCUGCACCGUGGACCAAACCUCUGCUCGCAUGCUUCUGCUUCUGCUUUGCUCCUGUAAACCCAACUCGCUAAGCCAUCGGAAGAAUGCCUUGUCGUCCCGCAUUCACCAAGCGGGCUGGCUUGCGCGGCGACGCGGUUGAUGAGCUCUUUCGCAACGAGAUUAAGACAUACAGAAAGACGGUCGGCAAUACACGGGAGGAGCGGAAGCUUAAUGAGGACCGCGCCUGGCAGGACAUGCUCCUGCGUGAUGAGCUUAGACAACCCGCACCUGAAUGCGAGGCGCUCAUGUCUCAGGCGCACUCCCUGGAGGACGCGGGGCGGCUGGCGGAGGCUGCCGCCAUCUACCAUCGCAUCCUCACGCGUCCCGACCAGGCCGCCAACCACCACCUGCGCAGCCACCUGGCAGGACUCCUCGCUCUCAUCAAUAGGCGGGAGGCAGCUGCCAAGGCCCAAGCCCGCACCUCCGAGCUGCAGCAGCAGGCCACCGCAGCACAGCAGCAGCGACUGCAGCAGGCGCAGCAGCAGGCCCGCCGCCGGCAAGCUGGGGAGCAGGCGGGCCCGCAAGCCGGCAACCAGCACCCCCACCCCCAGCAGCAGCAGGGACAGCAGCCUGUACGGCAGGCGCGGGGGGGCCAGCCCGGCCGACCUCACACUGCACCUGCGUACGGGGGUGGCGGUGCUGCAGGCGGUGGCGGAGGUGGAGGUGGUGGGGUUGCAGCGCUGGUGGGAGGGGGUGCUGCGGGGGCGGUGGGGGUGGUGUGUAUGGAGCCGGGGGUGCCCCGAGGUAACAAGCCGGUGGGCCCCAUGGUGCCGCUGUCGGCCGGGGCCUACCGGGCGGAGCUGGCGGCGCAGGCCCAGGCGGACCGGCAGCGGCGGCAGGCGGAACUGCGGGAGGUGCAGCUGGCGGAGCAGCGGCAGCUGGGGGCGGUGGCGGCAAGGGAAGACGUGGCGGAGUUCCAACGGCGGGUGGUUGGCGCUAACGACCAACUGUCGUACCAGAACGAGCUGGAUCUGGAGCGGCGCGCGCGGCAGGAGGACCGUCGGAGGAGGUUUUACCUGGAGUGGGAGGAGCUGCGGGCAGCCAAGGAGGCGGGGCUGGCACCCGGGGGCCCGCUAGGGGGAGCGGAUGAGAUACAGCGGCGCAGGGAGCAGAUCCAGCAAGCCCACGCGCACCGAGCCCUGGCCCGUAACGCCUCCGAGGCGCCCCAGGACCCGCGGGCAGUCUACCACCAAGCCCAUGGUCAUGACCCAUGGGUCAUGGCGGAGGAGCUGGCGGCGCCAGCUGGCGGCGGCGGCCGGCCGGCUGGCGCCGCUGUUGUCGGCGGCUACCAAGCCUUCCAGCAGGCGUACUGCCACCAAGCAGGUGUCGGCGCCGCCGCCGCGGGCUUGCGCCGCCGGCCUGCUUCCGCGGGGUUGGUGGCGGCAGCGCAGCAGCGGCAACGGCAGCAGGAGCAGCAGCGCGAGCGGACCAGCGCGGCGAACGUUGAACGAGUGAUGGCGGUUGGAGUGGGGAAGCCGCCACAGCAGCAGCCGCAUGCCGCUAGACGGGCUGCUGCAUGGGCGGAACCCGAUGGCGGCGGAGGCGGAAGGGGAGGCCGCGGAGGCGAGUUGAAGGCGCCAUUCGGUCGGCCGGACGUCGACCAACCCAAGGUGCCCAUUGACCCACGGGUCGUUCGUGCGAGGCAGCAGGCCUACAUAGAGAAACGCCGGAAGCAGCAGCCUGGCCCCCCUGGAGCCGCCCCGCCGGGUUCCGUGCCCUGGGGUGGAGGCGGGCGGCAACCGCAGCAGCGGCAGUACCAACAAGGGGGGGUUCAGGUGGUGCCGAUGCGUGCGCGGAGGGCUGCGGCGCAUACGCCAGAGCCACCGAGGGUGGCGGAGGGGGCGGAUCUCAGCAAUUGGUGGCCCCCACCGCCCAUGCCGCCGCCCUAGCUGCUGCUGCUGCUGUUACUGUCGCCGCGGUAGCUAGGGCUGCUGCGGGUGCAUGCGGCCGCUGUUGCUUGGUGCUUCAGAACUGUUUAUAGCUGCGAGUAGUUGCGAGAGAGACAUGGGGAAAGAGAGUUGGAGCAGACUUGAGUGCUUGUCGGCAUAGGUAUAUUAUAGGGAGAGCGGGAGCGGUCGAGUGGGAGUGAAUGAGGGGGCUGGUGUUUUUGUUGGGUUCCUGUUUUGGGUUCCUGUUGUUGGGUUCCUGUUUUGGGUGUGAUAUGUGAUAUAUGCUGCGGUGGACGCCUCCCCCUGCAGGGAUGUUUGACGAUCCUCUUCUGGCAUCCAGUUUUGGAUUGCGACGCACUAGCGCGCGAAGCGCAACCAUUCAAAUCACCAACCGCUCGG
This is a messenger RNA of Astrephomene gubernaculifera, 2415 nucleotides long. The record is from the annotation of a GenBank genome assembly. NCBI's taxonomy places the organism in Eukaryota, Viridiplantae, Chlorophyta, Chlorophyceae, Chlamydomonadales, Astrephomenaceae.